AAAAUGAUUUAUUCACUAAACUUUUGAAGGAGAACUCUACACAAAAAACCAAAAAAUUUCCAAACUUGUCUUUUUCAAUUUAAAAGCAAUUGCCUCUUAUUUAUAGGAAAACCCUUCUCAAUCUAUGUAUAUAAAGGUGGGAAAUUAAUAGAAUUAACCAUUUUCAGACUUUGAAUUCAUCUCUUAGUCAUUUCUAUUCUCAAAUUUCAAAAAUAUCACUACUUCCGUAAGUGGCAUCUUCUCAAUUUACGAAGAGAUCAAAUUGUAAAAAGAAAUUUUGAACCAGGUUCACAAGUUUAAGUACCAAAUCUGUAAAUUUGAUGAAGAUUAAGUUACACUUCCGAACUUAUAAAAGUGUUAAAACUAAUUUACAAAUUUGAUCCACUUAUUCGAUUUUUUUAACACUUACUUUUACAUAAGUUGAGGAGGUGCCAACAAUGACAUUUUUAAUUAAUUUUUCUAUAAAGAUAAAUCGAGAUUAGAUGAAAAAGAAAUAGAAAAAAAAAAGGAGGCAAAUACUUUUUUAAUUGACCAAUGGAGGCCAUCUAUGUUCCCCGCUACAGUUGAUACCACGAUAGCAUUCCUAGCUGUUAUUCACAAUCAACGGCUAGAAACAAUCAGAUGAAAAAUCAACGGUGGAUACUGCUCCAUCGUUUUUUAUUGGUCAAGGGACCAGUCUUAGGUCAGCCUUUCUUCUCGAACUACUACCAACACUUGUCUUCUUCCCCUUUUCAUCACUGGUCACACACACACACUCACCAUUCCUACUGUGUGUGUUGAAGCAUCUGCCAUGGAAUUUCUUCAUGUUUUAAAUGUUGGCUAGUACACGAUCAUCGUGUGUGGAUGGUUUGAGCUGGCUUUGAGCUCGUUGGGCAUGGAUAAUCAUUGGCAGGCGAACAAAUGUGGUUCGAUGUGGCAGUCAUCGGCGCAGCCGGAAGUCGUAGUGGCUCCGUCUCCGGUUUCUCAAGUUCAGUCACAGGAAUCUUCUAGGAAUCCGAUGAACAAUGCAAGUCAUUACUCUUAUCGACAUAUUGUGCAAGAACCAUGUUCGUCAACCCGUAAAAUGAUGAAUGGUCCCUUGUUUCAACCUACAAGUUUCAAUCUAUACAACUCUGGCCUCUCAGUGACCGGCACUUCAUUUUUUACUCUCCUUUCUGGACCACCGCCGUUCUCGCAAUAUGAUUCUCAACAGGUUUUGAGCUCAAAGCCAUCCAAUCCAGCCAGUAAAGUUCAUGUCUACAAUAGCAGCGCUGUUGUUGGACCCACAGAACACGAAGCUUCAUUUGGUUCCCCUGAGCUAUCAUCUCAAAACAUUGAUAACAGCUACCUGAAGUCCAAAAUUGAUACCUGUCCAGUUGUUCCAAUCAGGAUUUUGGCAAGUGAUGGUGGAAAUACUACUUGUUUGCAUGAUAUUGUGCAGGCUAGAAAAGUAAGUGAUCCAAGCUUAGUGGUUGCUAAGGCAGCCAAUUAUCACACCUCUCAUGGCAUUGAACAAUUGAAUGGCUUUUCUUCUCUGAAAGAUGCUCCGAUUUCUGGUCCAACCCCAGCUCAGAGUGGGAAGCUUCACAGCUCAUCCAUUCCUCAUCAACCAUCUCCUCUUGCAAAUGGUUUACCACGCGUGUUUUGUCUGUAUGCAAGUGGUGAUCUGUUUCUCAGCAAUAGUGGACUCCUUGGAGUUGUCUGUUCAUGCCAUGGUUUUCCCAUGUCAAUCUCCAAAUUUUCGGAGCAUUCAGGUUUGCGAGAUGUUAAUCCUGGAGAUGCCAUCCAUAUGGACAGUGGUGAGACCAUAGCUCAGUGGCGAAAGGCUUACUUUUGUAAGUUUGGGAUUAUAAUACCAGAAGAUCAAUGUGGAUGGCACUGGCCUGAAGGAUUCUCUGCAGCUGCUGAUUUGGUAAAGACAAGUGAGAGGGUACCCAAUGUGUCAAGAAGUUCUGAUCUGUCCAAUUCUGCAGGUCCUCCUAGAGCAUUUGUAGCAUCCAAACAGCUAUUGAACAACAUGGUAUUUCCAAAUAAUCAUCGCCCAAGUCAGAAUUUGGUUAACGAGAUCCAACGUCAUGAACUCGAGAGGAACAUCCAUGAUAAUUGUAAAUUAUCAGAUGGCUUCACUGAAACAUCUCAAAGCAAUUCACAUAACCGGGCAGCUAACGAGAUUACAGAGCAGCCUGUGUCUCGUUGUUUACCAACAUCGAAGUUGGCUGGUGGCACGGGUAAUGCUUUUCAAUCUAGUCCAGCAUGCCUUAACCCAAUCUACAAGACCAAAAUUGCGUUCACCUCCCAAAAAAGCCUACAAGAUCUAGGAAGCCUUGGUAAAGACUCUGAUAAGUUCAACGAUUCAAGGGAUGGUGAUAUACUGGAAAAAAAUACAGUUUCCUCUAAUAUUGAGUUGAGACUAGGACAGCCCUCUCAGCAGAGUCGGACACUUGGGAAAUCAAAUGUAUUGGGUUUUAAUACUCCUCGUGUUAGCAGAGUUGGCCAUCCCUUGGAAUUAAUUUCUUCGAAGCCGCUAAUUUAUAAUGUGGACAGUAACAGAAUUACAGAGGAAAGCAAACAAUCUGUUAACUGUGCUGCUCAAGCAGCUAAAUCCAGUUCAAUUGAAGGACAAAAUCGGUUAAGGUUUUCUAAUCUUGGGUUCGGAGCCUAUAGCACAAGAAUGCCUCUUCAACCUGAGCAACUGAAAGCUGAUGUAAUUGCAGGUCCAGUGAGUUCCAUGCCAUUUUCACACUUGGAAAGUCCUAAAGAUAAAAUGCAAAGUAAAUAUUCCUACAGUGGUGUUGAUGACCGUCAUGUUAUGCCUAAGCAACAAUAUGUUGAAUCUCAAAUUUCCAAGCUUGAUUCUGUGAACUUUGGUUGUACAGACAAGUCAACCAAAGUAAAACUCAGUUUCAGGAAUAUGGAAAAUUACAAGCUUAUGGACAGAGAGGAAGGAUUAGGACAUGGUGCUAUGCAAAAGCAUGCUGCAGAUAAAAUGGAAGUAGGAUGCCAUGUCAAGUUCAUGGGACGCCCUAGCUCUUCUUUUGGAUUCAGUAAAACCAGUCGUGAACAGAACUCUCAUGUACAGAUUCUUAUAAAUAUCCCUAUCAAUGUAACUGAUUCUAGACUUUCUUUCAAUCAUCCUAAGACGAUUUUUCCUCUUGAACAGGGCGAAAAUGUUGACCAUGGUUUUUCUAGACCAGUUACUUCGCGACCUAUGUCUCCUAGACCUCCUUUGAUUUCACGAGCUCCCUCAAUAGUAUAUUCAUCUGUGGCUUUGAACUCUUCUCCUAACAUGACCUCAACAAUGUCAGAAGAAGAGGCCGCCAGAGUAAUGAGUUCACAUACGCCUCCAUCGAGACAAGGUAUGAAACAUUCUAAUCAGGACGAUGUUUCUUCUUCCUGUGGAUUUGGGAAGGACCAAAAUGCACUGGGUAACUCUUCAAAUGGAAAUUUAAGGAGUUCAAAAACUCUUCAAGCAAAAUCAACUGAAAUAAGAGAUGGAUAUAAGCUUGCAAGUAAAUCUGCUCUUCCAGAACAUGCAGCGAAAUCUGUUCAUUCUGGGACUACUUCUGGGACUGGUGAUGGAGCAGAAAAAUCAACUCUGAUUUCCGUCUCACGAGAAACAUCAUUUCAAAUUAGAGACAUUGGAGUGCAGCGCAACCUCUUGUGUGAUCCUUAUCAAACUGGCCCUCCACUGCCAAGGAUUGGUAUAAGUGAAAAUAUUUUAUCAUCAUCUGGGCAUGGAAACUGCUGUCAGGGUACAUCAUGUUCAUAUGUCCCAGACAAGUGCAUCUGUUGGGUACAAAGAAACAGUAUGAAUGGAAAUUCCAAUCUUGAAGGAAACGAUCUUGUUGGUGCUUUCAGGGAACCAUUGGAAAUUAGAACCUCUAUGCUAUCUGCUUCUAACUUGGACAAGGAUUGCACUUUGGGAGAUAGAUGUAUUUCUUCAGGUAAAAUUGGAGAAACUACGAAGCCAAACUUAAAGAAAGUUGAAUUUAAUACUUUUCAAUGGAAAGAUGUUCCAAGCAAAAUGUCAGAAAGGUGCCACGUGCCAUGCAAAGACCAGAAGGCCAAGCUUUUAGAGCACAGAAUUGAUGUCAAUGACCAAACUUCUGAUGUAGCUCGCAAAUGCUAUGACCAACCUGUUCAGAAGGUUGAUUGCAUGAAGGAGCAGGUUAUGUCUAAUAUAUCAUCUAAAUGUUCUGCACCUGCUCCUACCCAGGCAUCCGUCAAAAUCAGCAAUGGAGAUUCGUGUACUGAUGAUGCACAGAACACUGGUUGUGCGAAGAACUUUGCUGUAGAUGAAGGUUCAGGGAUUCAAAAGAGCUGGUCCUCUGAUGAUGCGCCUGAUAGUGGUAGCAACACUGGAUUUGAUGGUUUUGCUUGUACAAUCAAUUCGAAAAAUGAAACACAAUCUAAAGCAAUUUCUAAUCGAUCAACUCGUAGUCUUAUUGACGAGCUUAGGGUCAUAGACUCUUUAAGAUUGAAGAAAGUGCAUAAUCAAGUACGUACUGGAAUCCCUGUGCAUGAAAAUACUAGUUCAAUGAGAACAUUUGAGAAAGAUUUUAAAGGUGGAAAGAGAAAAAGAGAAACAAAAUUCAAAAUUCUUGGGACAUCAUUCCCUGCCUCACCUGUUUCUUCGGUAUCUACUGGGAGUUCUGGUCAGUCCUCUCAGUCUCUGGAACAUCUUAUGAUGAUAGCUCAACCUAAUCAAGAAAGAUCUAAAAAUUGUACUUGUUCUGUUGGACAUGGUUCCAAGAGGAGGUCUACAUUGCCAGCUUCGUCAACUGCCUGUUGCACGGAAGAUGUACAUAAACUUGAUAGAAGCACAAAGGACAUUAUGUGUAAGAUACCAAGAAGAGUUUCUGAUGACUGCCUUGAAGUUCCUGAACACUCACGUGCGAAGAAGGUAAAGUUGAACCUGGAUUUUUCAAAAACAAAGCACGUAUGGAAACAAGAAACGCCAUGUAAAAGAAUUACUAGGCCAGUAGUAUGUGGAAGGUAUGGGCUUAUCUCCAAUGGUGAUACAUCUAAACCAGCAAAGAUCUUUUCUCUUGGGAAGAUUCUUAAAACUGCGAAAAGAUGUGCCCCUGCUGGAAACGAAAUUUUAAAUAAACCACCAGCGAAGCCGUGGAAGAAAUCGAUAACCAGAGAAGGCAAUCGGCACUCAGGUAGAAUUUCUAAUCUCAAGGAGGGCAAGUACCACAUAGGUCAAGGAGCUGCAGUAUCCAGUGAUGAUGAUUUUAUGGAAACCUCAGAAGGAACAGAGAUGGUACACUCGCCACAAUGGGAAAAAGAUCCUGAUACAUCAAACAUGUUGGAUAAGGGAAAGGAGCGCAGAAAUGAAAGAAGCCAACAUUUUCCAGAUAGUGAUUUGGGCACCAGAUCAAGGCGAAAGAGUAAGGAGGUUCGCAAGCGCAGCCUAUACGAGUUAAUUACAGAAGGAAAUGAUUCUGGCUUUGCUACAAUCUCGAAGAACAUAGCUUCUGUACCUCAAGAUAGCUUGAAGAACGGUGGAAACAGUAAUAAUCUCCAUGGGGUAGACGAUAUAUACAGAUCCCCUGAGGAGCUAACAUGCAAGUCAACUCCAGAUGUGGAUACAUUCUGCCAUGUUUGCGGAAGCUUAAACAAUGAUGAAAUGAAUUGCUUGUUGGAGUGCAACCGAUGCUUAGUUAAGGUGCAUCAGGCUUGUUAUGGCAUUUCAAAAGUUCCUAGAAGCUAUUGGUAUUGCAGACCAUGCAAAGAAAAUGUCACUAAUAUGGUCUGCGUUCUAUGUGGUUAUGAAGGUGGAGUCAUGACUCGGGCUGUUCAGAGUAGCAACAUUGUGAAAAGCCUUCUGAAGGCAUGGAAUGUCACGGAAUCACAGGAGAACCCAACUAUGCCUUCACGAGUCUUGAAGGAUCGGUUGAAUGCUGAUGCUUCUUCAGGAAAUCAAGUAGAUAUUGAUGCACAUCCAAAUACUUUUUCUGCACAUAUAAAGGCCUCAAGUUCCCAUUAUCAUAUGAAUGACACAAUGGUACUAAAUAGUGUAACAGCAGGACUUUUUGACUCUACUGUCAAGCAGUGGGUACAUAUGGUUUGUGGUCUUUGGACACCCGGAACACGAUGCCCAAAUGUUGACACCAUGAGUGCUUUUGAUGUAUCUGGUGCUUGUUGCCCCAAAGGAAACGUGGUUUGUUCAAUGUGUAAACGUCCUGGUGGUUGUUGCAUAAGGUGCAGAGUUGUGGACUGUGCAGUUCACUUCCAUCCCUGGUGUGCCCAUCGAAAGGGUUUACUGCAAAGUGAGGUUGAAGGAGCUGAGAAUGAGAAGGUUGGUUUCUAUGGGAGAUGUGAGCUUCAUGCAACAGAAGACCGUAGCCAUAAGAGUAAUUCUCAGAGCAUACAAGUUGCGAGUCUUGAUGAAAAGGAAACAUGUGCUCGAACCGAGGUUUGUCUACUUGGACCAAAGUACAAUUCGGUGCUAUAUCGAAUAAACCUGUGUCUUUAUUGUCUGUGUUUUCUUGAUCUGGAUCAGGGUUACAAGGGACGGAAACGAGAAGGCUUUAGGCAUGAUAGUCUUCAAAGCUCUGGUCGUACUGGUGGAUGUCUGUUUCGGCAAGAACAAGUAGAUGCUUGGAAUCACAUAAAUCGACUAAUGUCAUUUAAAAAACGGCUUCAAAGGAUGCCACAGCCAGUUCAAGAUGUAGAAUACGAUUCCCGGAAAGAAUAUGCUCGCUACAAACAGUCGAAGGGUUGGAAGCAUUUGGUUGUAUAUAAAUCAGGCAUCCAUGCUCUUGGUCUGUAUACAUCAUUAUUCAUUUCACAGAAUGCAAUGGUUGUUGAGUAUGUUGGUGAGAUCGUGGGACUACGUGUGGCUGAUAGAAGAGAAAGCCAGUAUCAGUCGGGAAAGCAGUUGCAAUACAAGAGUGCUUGCUACUUUUUCAGGAUUGAUAAAGAACAUAUAAUCGAUGCAACCCGUAAAGGGGGAAUUGCUCGGUUUGUCAACCAUUCAUGCCAGCCAAACUGCGUCGCCAAAGUGAUAACCGUGCGGGGUGAAAAGAAGGUUGUGUUCUUGGCAGAGAGGGACAUAUAUCCAGGAGAAGAGAUAACUUAUGACUAUCAUUUUAACAAUGAAGACGAAGAGUUUUUGGCAGCUGCUGCUUUUGUUGCUACAUUUCUAAUAUUAUUAUGGGCCCGUUUACCAAACGUUUAUUGGGUAAAUGCUUACUGGAUGUCACUUACUUUAUCGUGUGAAUAUGGCAAGGCCAAAAAUCUUACCUGGUAAGUGAAUGAGAAAACUCUUGCCCGAUAAACGCUUACUAGGUGAAAGGUGCUUGCCAACAAUCAAUUUUGAUGGCUGUGAAUAUUACCGAUAAGGUAACUAAGGAAGUGGCUUUUGCCGGUAAACGCUUACACAGUAAGCAUUUCGUAAACAGCCCGAAUGUUGAUGCUUGAAGGAAACAGAAACCACCAUCUCUGCCUUCUAUGUAUGUACAUAAUCAAUGCCUCUAUACUCAUAAAUUGUUCAAAAUAUCCUUUUUGGAUUCCUCAAUUGAUUUUAUAGCUUACGGGCCAGAGUGAAGUAUGUACAUAAUCAAUGCCUCUAUACUCAUAAAUUGUUCAAAAUGUCCUUUUUGGAUUCCUCAAUUGAUUUUAUAGCUUACGGGUCAGGCCUCACUCUGGCCUGAGAACUAGGCCUCUUGCCAAGCUCUAUCAGCAAGCGAUCCCCAUUUGACUGUACAAGAAUAUGUGGAGUUCAGCAUGUUAACAAUUUAUUUUAUAGCCAAGAUUUUACAAGUACUACUUUAGCAACAUGUGAAAUCUACUUUUUAUGAAUUUAACAUUCAUAAAGUAACAAUU
Molecule: messenger RNA, 7812 nt
Organism: Cynara cardunculus var. scolymus (artichoke)
Lineage: Eukaryota; Viridiplantae; Streptophyta; Magnoliopsida; Asterales; Asteraceae
Exons: 19
Coding region: 875-7237 (2120 amino acids)
Biological process (GO): positive regulation of DNA-templated transcription
Cellular component (GO): histone methyltransferase complex
Molecular function (GO): protein binding; histone H3K4 methyltransferase activity
Source: RefSeq, a predicted model, not a curated record